Molecule: messenger RNA, 3375 nt
Organism: Melozone crissalis (California towhee)
Lineage: Eukaryota; Metazoa; Chordata; Aves; Passeriformes; Passerellidae
Gene: VANGL2
Product: VANGL planar cell polarity protein 2
Exons: 8
Coding region: 302-1867 (521 amino acids)
Biological process (GO): Wnt signaling pathway, planar cell polarity pathway; multicellular organism development; establishment of planar polarity
Cellular component (GO): plasma membrane
Source: RefSeq, a predicted model, not a curated record
AGCAGCCCCCCAUGCCCGGCCCGUGGUCCAUGCCGGCCCCUCCGGAGGCUCCGGACGCCCCAAAGGCCUCGGAGAGCGCCGGGACGGAGCCGCCGCCGCCGGAGCCGCCCGGUGGGCGCGUCCUUUUCUCCUGAGCGAGGCCACCCCAAGGUGACAAAAUUGAGCCCCUCAAGGUGACGGUCGAUCUCCUGAAGGUGCCCUGGGCCUGAAGAAGCCCCCGCUGAAGGAGGCCCUGGCCGCCCUCCCGGGGAAGCCCAAAGCCCAAAUCCUGGAGCGGCACAAGGCCCGGCGCUGCGACGCCAUGGACAACGAGUCCCAGUACUCCGGGUACUCCUACAAAUCCGGCCACUCCCGCAGCUCCCGCAAGCACAGGGAUCGGCGGGAGCGGCACCGCUCCAAGAGCCGGGACGGGACGCGUGGGGACAAAUCGGUGACGAUCCAAGCGCCGGGGGAGCCUCUGCUGGACAACGAAUCCACGCGGGGCGACGAGAGGGACGACAACUGGGGCGAGACCACCACGGUGGUGACGGGCACGUCGGAGCACAGCAUCUCCCACGAUGACCUCACGCGCAUCACCAAGGACAUGGAGGACAGCGCCCACCUGGACUGCUCCCGCCACCUGGGCGUGGCCCUGGGCGCGGCCCUGGCGCUCCUGGCCUUCCUCACGCCCUUGGCCUUCCUCCUCCUCCCGCAGCUGCUGUGGCGGGAGGAGCUGGAGCCCUGCGGGACGCCCUGCGAGGGGCUCUUCAUCUCGGUGGCCUUCAAGCUCCUCAUCCUCCUGCUGGGCAGCUGGGCCCUGUUCUUCCGCCGCCCCAAAGCCUUCUUCCCGCGCGUCUUCGUCUUCCGCGCGCUCCUCAUGGUGCUGGUGUUCCUGCUGGUGGUGUCCUACUGGCUCUUCUACGGCGUGCGGAUCCUGGACUCGCGGGACCGCAACUACCGCGGCGUGGUGCAGUUCGCCGUGUCGCUGGUGGACGCGCUGCUCUUCGUGCACUACCUGGCCGUGGUGCUGCUGGAGCUGCGGCAGCUGCAGCCGCAGUUCACGCUCAAGGCCGUGCGCUCGGCCGACGGCGCCAGCCGCUUCUACAACGUCGGCCACCUCAGCAUCCAGCGAGCGGCCGUGUGGAUCCUGGAGAAUUACUACCACGACUUCCCGGUCUACAACCCCGCCCUGCUCAACCUCCCAAAAUCCGUCCUCUCCAAGAAAAUGUCCGGCUUUAAGGUCUAUUCCCUCGGCGAGGAGAAUUCCACCAACAACUCCACGGGGCAGUCGCGGGCGGUGAUUGCGGCGGCGGCGCGGCGGCGCGACAACAGCCACAACGAGUUCUACUACGAGGAGGCCGAGCACGAGCGCCGGGUGCGGAAACGCCGCGCCAGGCUGGUGGUGGCGGUGGAGGAGGCCUUCACGCACAUCAAGCGGCUGCAGGAGGAGGAGCAGAAGAACCCGCGGGAGAUCAUGGACCCGCGCGAGGCCGCCCAGGCCAUCUUCGCCUCCAUGGCCCGCGCCAUGCAGAAGUACCUGAGGACCACCAAGCAGCAGCCCUACCACACCAUGGAGAGCAUCCUGCAGCACCUCGAGUUCUGCAUCACCCACGACAUGACCCCCAAGGCCUUCCUGGAGCGGUACCUGACGGCCGGCCCCACCAUCCAGUACCACAAGGACCGCUGGCUGGCCAAGCAGUGGACGCUGGUCAGCGAGGAGCCGGUGACCAACGGCCUCAAGGACGGCGUGGUCUUCGUGCUCAAGCGCCAGGACUUCAGCCUGGUGGUGUCCACCAAGAAGAUCCCGUUCUUCAAGCUCUCCGAGGAGUUCGUGGACCCCAAGUCGCACAAGUUCAUCAUGAGGCUGCAGUCGGAGACCUCGGUGUGAUUGGGAUUUUUCCCGAAUCCUUCCGGCUCCGAAUCUCCCAAUUUGGCUCCUCCGGCGCCGCCGGGACGCGGAAAAGCGGGAAAGGCGCUCCCGGCUCCGGCGCCCUGCUGGGAUCAUGACCACUCGUCCUUUCCUGAGGUGGCUGAGCGCCUUCUCCUCAUCCUCCUCCUCCUCUUCCUCCUCAUUCCGAAAUCCGGAUCCCUUGGAGCCGGAACUCAAGGGCUAAUCCCAAGAAUUCCCAACUUCCUUCUUCACCAGCGUCCUUGGAGCAGCUCCGGGGUCCCACCGACCUCCUGCUCCUCCCGUCCGUGUUCUCCUGGACGUCUGUCCUGGCUCUGGCCUUAAACCACUUCCCAGCUUGGGAUCCCAAGGGAAUUUUGGAAUCGUCUCCAGGAAUCCGUGGCUGCUAUGGAAAAGCUCCCCCUGGUGCACCCCCAGGUUUUGGGAGCGUCCUCCUCGCCUCUGCUGAAUUUUUAGGAAAAACGAGCGGAAAUUUGGGAUUUUUUGGAGGAGCUGAAGGUUUUGGGAGCACCCUCCUCACCUCUGCUGAUGUUUUUAGGAAAUCUGGGAUUUUUGGAGGAGCUGAAGGUCGAAUUGAGGUUUUGGGAGGGUUUUUUUGGGUGGGUUUUGCUGCUCCUGGGGGAUCCACAUCCCAAAUUCCAGCGGGAGCUUCCCGGUGCCGUUGGAGCAAUCCUGGAUCCGUGACCCUGAGGAGCUCCAUGAGAUCUCAGCGAGGUCCUUCAGGAACGUCCCUCAAAUGAGGUGAUCCCACAGAAUUCCCAUCGGGAUGCAAAAAGAAAAAAUUAAUUUUUUCGCCUUCUCCUGGUUUUGUUUCUAAGGUCAGAAAUACCUCACGGAUGGAUUUGGGAUUUUAUUCCCAAUUUUUUUUUGGUUUUUCUCCCCGCUCCAGCUCCCACCUCCACCCUUGUGGGGCCGGAAGUGCCGGAUUUCAUUCCAGGAGUUUUGGGGUCGGGUUUUGGGGUCGAUUUUGUCCUAAGCACUAAAAAAGGGGAGUUUGGAGCCAGGGGAGGCUUCCCCAGUAAGCACCAGUAGCAAAAUGGGGGGGAUCCACCCCCUACCCGAAUUCCAGGAAAUUCCUGGGUUUUUUGGGAGUUUUGGGAGAAAUUUUUUGGGCAAUUUGUACUGGGAGCCCAUUUUGGGCCAUUUUCCUGAAAAAAAAAAUAAAAAAAAAGGGGGGGGAUGGAUCUUCCUCUGAGGGGUGGGGAGUUCUCAAUUCCAUUUGAGAAUUUUGGGAGAUCAAAAUUCCCUUUUUUUGGGUUCCGUUUUCGGGGUCGGGUUUGGAUUUUGUUUUCCCGCAGAGCCGAGGUUUCUGUGCAUGCGUGUAGAAAGUUGUAAAAUGUCAAAUUAAUGGUUUUUAAUAUAUAAAGAAAGCUUGGAUUUUCCCAGAGUUUUGCAGUGGAUCGGAGCGUUCCGGCAGUGGUAGGAAUUUUUUUCCGUUGGUGUUUGGUUGGUUUUUUUUGGGCUUUUUUUUGUUUUAUUUUUUUUUU